This is a messenger RNA of Trachemys scripta elegans, 1495 nucleotides long. RefSeq names its product RAB25, member RAS oncogene family (gene RAB25). Bases 326 to 967 code for a protein of 213 amino acids. NCBI's taxonomy places the organism in Eukaryota, Metazoa, Chordata, Testudines, Emydidae. The record is from RefSeq and is a predicted model, not a curated record. The transcript has 5 exons. Gene Ontology annotation, cellular component: recycling endosome. Gene Ontology annotation, molecular function: GTP binding; GTPase activity. Gene Ontology annotation, biological process: exocytosis.
CCUGCCUAGCAAGGAUCUACUCCCCGCCCGGCCCCUUCGAAAAGAGGCCUAAGAAGCACAGGGCUGGCUAUUUUUUGUUUGUUUGGCUGGUGCAGCAAAGGGAACUUGGCCCUGUGGGUCUCCUCCCCUCGUUUGGCAACUCUCCUCCCAAUCGCUUUCAACUUCCCUGUCUUGGGAGGAAAUUUUGUCCUCCGCCUUCCUGGUUUAUCAGAUCGUGGCAAGAAAAAAACCCUAAAAAACCCCCCCACACCCUGGCUCCUAAGGAAGCAGGUGAAGACUGAGAGGAGGAACCCAAGCCGGAGGGGGCCAGGUGUGGCUGGGAGAGAUGGGGACGGCGGAGGAGGACUAUAACUUUGUCUUUAAGGUGGUUCUGAUUGGAGAGUCUGGCGUGGGGAAGACCAAUCUGCUCUCGCGCUUCACCCGCAAUGAAUUCAACCACGACAGCCGCACCACCAUCGGCGUGGAGUUCUCCACCCGCACCGUCAUGGUGGGCAAUGCCAUGGUGAAGGCACAGAUCUGGGACACCGCCGGGCUGGAGCGGUACCGUGCCAUCACCUCAGCGUAUUACAGGGGAGCAGUGGGCGCCCUCCUGGUUUUCGACAUCACCAAGCACCAGACCUACAACGUGGUGGAGCGCUGGCUGAAGGAGCUGUAUGACCACGCCGAGGCCACCAUCAUCGUCAUGCUGGUGGGCAACAAGACAGACUUAGCCCAGGCCCGCGAGGUGCCGACCGAGGAGGCCAAGAUGUUUGCAGAAAACAAGGGGCUGCUGUUCAUCGAGACGUCUGCGCUGGACUCCACGAACGUCGAGCAGGCCUUCGAGACCAUACUGAGAGACAUUUUCAGCAAAGUGCAGAAGCAGCAGCAGAGAAGCCCCCAGGACAACAAGGUGUCGCUCUCCAGCGAGAACCCCCACGGCGCCUCCCAGACCCCGGAGGAGAAGCGAGCGUGCUGCGUGAGCCUCUGAGAGCAGGGCGGGAGCCGGCCCGGGACUUGCCGUGGAGGCACGAGCCCCUCCGUCCGCUCUGCUUUCUGACCAGGGGAAUGCCCGUCCCCUCCCUCAACGCCCCGUAACUGCACCAAGCCAGGCCGGGGCUGGGCCACAGAAACACGUCUGCAAUGGAUCGGUCCCUUCGCCCCCUCCGCAAAGCCAGUACCCACGCCCCACCCUGCAGGCAGCACCACUAGAGAAGGGGAUGCUGCAUACCCAGACCUCUGCCCCCUGGGGUCUGCCAAGCCACAGCAGGGGGAAUCUUGGGGCGGGGAGGGGUCGGCUGGCCAAACUUUCCCCUAGCAGAGGGGGAAUCAGCCAUAGGAACACGCCCAUCUAUCUUAGUUACCUGAUCCCAUUACCACAGUGUCUGAGCAUCUUUUUAAUGUAUUUAUCCUCACAACCCUCUGUGGGAUAGGGCAGUGCUAUUAUGCUAUUAUCCCCAGUGUACACAUGGGAAAACCGAGGCACAGGGAGACUAGGUGACAUGCCCAGGGUCACACA